AUGCCUAGCAAGUCAGGAAGAGUUAGAAUGCCCGCUGAUAACAGACUUCCUGUUUCAGCUUCCUUAAAAACGUCCGAAAUUUGGAAAAAUUCUGUUGGUUAUGAUCCGUAUGCUUCUAUUGAAGAAUUAAAUAACAAGAAAGAAAUAAAAAAUGAAGAAAUAAAUGAAAAGGCAAAAAACUUAUUUAACUUGGCAAGGCUAACUGGUAAUGUUUCCAGUACCAUACCUGGAGCCUGCACACUUUGCAAUUAUGUUGGUCAUUUACCUUACCAGUGCAGGAAUUUUCUUAACUUGGAGAAACAUAAUUUUCAGAAGGAUAUAAAGGAAAAUGAGGAAGACGAUUUAAAGGAAAGAAGAAAUUUGGGUCUUAUAAGCAGCGAAAGUGAAGUUGACAGUGGAAGUGAAAGCGGAAGUGGAAGUGGAAGUGGAAGUGGAAGCGGAAGCGGAAGCAAAAGAAGCCAUGGUAACGUCCACCAUCGAAGGAGCAAAAAGAAACACAAAAAAAGAAAAAGCAAACACGACGAACGUAAACGUAAGAAACUCAAGCAGAGUAGCGACAGCUACAUCGACAGUGAUGGCAAACAUAGAGAAUGGGAAAUUCGUAAAAAAAGGAAAGAGAAGAAGGAGAAGAAACACAAAAAAUAUUAUGAGAGUAAAAAACAUAAACAUAACGUAAAAGAUAGUCGUAGUAGUGAAGACAGUAAAAAUUGCAAAAAAGUAAAGGUCAGAAGUAAAAAAGACGAUAAAAAAAAAAAAAAAAAAAGGAAAAAAGAGAGAAUGAUUACAUAA
Molecule: messenger RNA, 789 nt
Organism: Plasmodium malariae
Lineage: Eukaryota; Apicomplexa; Aconoidasida; Haemosporida; Plasmodiidae
Product: conserved Plasmodium protein, unknown function
Exons: 1
Coding region: 1-789 (262 amino acids)
Source: RefSeq, a predicted model, not a curated record